UUGUUAUCGAGUUGAGCGUCCUGGCGGGAAUAUUUCCUAGACUCUCCAGAUGGCACCAAACUCGCAGGAUGAAACCCCUGCAAAAGGGAAGCAGGUGUACUGUGGGUUGGGCAACCACAAGCUGCAGACGCCCAACAAAGCCCUCAGGAACCGCGUUCUGCUAAGUUUCGCAAGAAAGAUAAACCCAGAAAUUCGAGAGGGAACGCUUCUCUGCUUGAAGUGCUACAUUGGAUUGGAAAAGAUAUUUCAUAAUAAGCUGCGUAGUAAGCGGCAGCAUGAAAUGAAGAAGAACGCAACAGGCUCCAGUAUUUCGGACGUGAGCAAUAGUCAGUCCAUACAGACCAGCUCCUCGGAGGGAAGUUCAACUACAGCAGUCAGGGCCAUUGCCCAACAAGUCAUUAAUCAAAGUAGUGAGAGUUCCGCCGCCCCAGUCAGAUCGCCGGAAAGUAGUCAAAGCAGUGAUCGCCCCACAACUAGCGCUGCUGCUGCGGCCAGAAGGAAGCGAAAGAGUGACGAACGGGGUGAACCGCAAUUCUCAAACUUGGCGAAAAGGACUCGUCCGCUACCGGACCCGACAGAUUCAGACGACGACCCCAAUUCCAAUUUAAGUCUAAAUGCCGUCAAUGGGACAAGGUUACCCCACAUUCAACCGAUUCCCAAACGCCGUCAAACUGUUAUUUUAAACAAGGCUGCGAUGGACAUCUAUUUGGCGGGGACCACUGGUGGAUAACCAUAGCCUUACUUUUACAUUGCUGUGAGCUUUUAAGGAUGUAGUUUAGAGGAAAAGUCUGUUAAAGAAUACUUAAACAAAUUAUGUUAAGAGUUUACGUUAAUACCCCAAUGUCUUGUGUUGAGUCUCAUGUUUUAAGACAAAAUAAACUUUGUGAAUUUGAAAUAAA
Messenger RNA from Drosophila bipectinata, 899 nucleotides. RefSeq lists its product as uncharacterized. NCBI's taxonomy places the organism in Eukaryota, Metazoa, Arthropoda, Insecta, Diptera, Drosophilidae. The record is from RefSeq and is a predicted model, not a curated record.